Messenger RNA from Mya arenaria, 9276 nucleotides. Its product is annotated as mitogen-activated protein kinase kinase kinase 7-interacting protein 3 homolog. The transcript has 7 exons. Bases 161 to 2548 code for a protein of 795 amino acids. The record is from RefSeq and is a predicted model, not a curated record. Lineage: Eukaryota; Metazoa; Mollusca; Bivalvia; Myida; Myidae.
UAUGUCCGCCAUAUCAGCCUAGGAAAAACAUUGCUGAAAAUAAUACAUAUUGUCGCCUUCUUUGUCAUCGACUCGUUUUAGUACCACAUUGGCCAUGCAAAGCAAACAUAUUUGCACCUUUGCCUGUCAAAAAGUUGUAGAAAGAUGAGGGAACUUGGUCAUGGCCAGUGUGGAUCGACAACUGUUUUUAGAGUUGAAGAAUCGAUAUCCGGAAGUCCCUGAUAAUAUUGUCACCAAAUACUGUCAACAGUUUUGCAACAAUCGUGAGAGAUGUAUUGAGAUGCUGACCAACGAGAGCCCCAGGUAUCUGUUUGGAACGCCAACCAACCAGCACUGCCGUUUGAACGAGCACCUUACUGAGCUGAAUCUCGAAGCUGAGCCGAGAGCUCGUAGUGACUCGUCAAGUAGCAACAUGAGUAACGCAAGCUCUGGUUCCACUCCCUUACGACCGCCGCUGACUAGCAGUCAAGGCGUGUCUUACAAUGUGCCUGGGUUUCGUGGCCCGAUUACUGCCAUUGAACACCCGUCUACAGCACCUGUGAUGCGGAAUGAGAUCAAUCAGUUUAUGAACCAGCUACAGAGUCAUGAACAUCAUGCAUCCAGUGGUGAUAUUCCGAAUAUCAACUGUAACAAUAGUAGUGGUUCUAGCACUAGUGGUUAUAGUGGUUACAGAACAAACUACGGCCAACACUCAACGAAUAGUUCUGCUUGUUCUUCCCCUGCCAUGUUAAGGCCUAUUGAAGUGCAACAUGUACAGACUAGUGGUGGUGAUAAUCGGGAGUCUCCCACACAAGCACAGGGCCCUAUUACUUAUCGUUUUCAAAUAAAUCCGGGCGGGGUCGGCUCACAGCCCGGAACGCCAAGUAGAGGUUGGGUUUUUCAGGGUGCAAACCCGAAUAUGCCAUAUCAAAAUGUAACAUACCCUAGUGAACAUCAUGAGACUGUCAUGAGACCUACUGUUAGAACUUUACCAAUUUCUCAACAGCAAUUUUCCAAUAGUACUUUUAAUACACUAGUACGGUCCCAGUAUAACUCCCCUGGGGACGAGCUGCCCAGUUAUACAUUAUAUGGUGGGCAAGAACCUGGAAAUUUUCCUGGCCAGCAUUCUUCGCAAGCUACUUUCUUUAUUAGUAACCCAACUGCAAGCCCUAACCCUGGUUCACACCACUAUCCUACUAUGCCACGAACUGUUCAACAAUCGCCUAUACAAGGCCUGUAUAAUCCAGGCUCAAUGAACGAUGUUAGGUUAUCUCCUAAUGUAAAUGUGAUGAGAAGUAACUCGACAAACUCACAGCCCAGCCCUCAAGGGAUAUCAGGGCCAGUAGUGGUAGAAAUUAAAACCCCAAGGACGGGUACUGGAGUGCAAUCACAAAUACAGUUUUUUAACAAUAUAAGCGGUACACCAGUUUCAAAUCCACAAGCAUCAGCUGCUGGGUACAUGGGUCAUGUUUCACCACAAGAGGAGAGCAACGUGACCCAUGAUCCGUCAGUUAAACAAUCUUUUUUAAGACAGUACCAGCCUGAACGCCCAACUGUGAUAAACUUCCAAAAACCUGAUGACAGUAAUGCAGGUUUUAUGAAAUUUCCACCAAUGCCUAGUGAGUGCCGUGUACCUGGCCACGCUCAUGGAUUGCAAAAGGCUUCCUCUGUUGAUAGUGAGUCAGUUUUUGUGUCAGAAAUGGAAUACAAUCGGCAACCAUUCAUGUCACCAGCGUCUAGUCACAGUAGCUUGAAUUCGGAGUCGUCGUCGGCAAUGAGGACUGAUCGCCCUCAGUCAAGUGGUAGUGUGGAAGAGCCAGGCUAUCUUCAAGCAUUGCUAUCCCAUCAGAAGUCUCGCAUGGAGAAGUUGAAGCAUGAUCUUUGUGUAGCGGAAGAUCGGCUCACCAUCAUGAGAGGCGACGUUACUAGUCUGGAACGAGAUGUGAUAGAACGAAAACGCUUGAAAUCUAACGUCUUCCCUUCAUCUGUAGAUCUUGCCAAGUUGCGGGGAGACAAUCUCCAACUGCAGGCCGAGAUUCAGCUCAUGACAAGAGAAAUAGAUCUCUUUAACAACGGUCAAACCCCCCUAGGAGUAUUAGACCCUAUAGAACAGCAGAACUUUUAUAAGAACAUGAACACUGGUCAAAGAGGUUCCAUAUAUGCGAGCGCAAGUACGUCGGCGCCAACGGUGACACAUGUUUCAACAGUAACGACCUCGAUUCCGUCAAGACCCCUUCCCUCCCGGCCCCCGCCAGAAAUCCCUCCGCAAUUACCACCAAGAGACCCGCCCAGAAACUCUGAUGUGCCUCCCCCCCUCCCUCCCCGUCUUGUUUUAGUGCCUCCUGUUCCACCCGCCCAGCCAGCAGUGAACUCUGGAGACUCAGACGCGGAUGGUGAACCAUGGAGCUGUUCCGCCUGCACGUUUCUGAACUACCCGGCACUCACCAAGUGCGAAGUGUGCGAGAUGCCACGAAUGAGCUCAUUAUCCCCAAUCACCAGCCCUCGAGGAGAAGGUAGCUUGCCGCUCGCAGCUCACGUUCAUACUGAUCUGUGUUACUGUCAUCACUAACAUACACUGUAUAGGCUUGUAAUCUCAUUGUUUUCAUCUUUCUAUAUCAUAUUGGUGAUGCAUAUACAUGUUCUUCUAGUCAAGCAGUUCUUCAGCUAGGCCAAAAUACUGUGAAUUCAUAACACUGCUCUGAAUUGAUAUACAUUGGUGAACAUAUGAUUAAGAUAACAAAAAAAUAAGAGAAAGAUAAUGAAAAUAUGUUCUCUGGUUUGGUAUUUAGCAAAAUUUUAUAAAUAAUGAGAUCUUUGAGAAAAAAAAAAAGUUUGGUCCAAACUGAAGCUCUGCAUUUGGUGAUAGUUAUGUAUGAACAGUUAAUGGGAGGAUACUGCUUUAUGGCAUAUGUUUAAUUGUUAAAUGGGUACAAAGUACGUCCGACAGAUGUAGCUAAACAAUCAUUACUGAAGAUUAUACAUUGUAAUUGUUCAAAAUCAGUAGUCAUUGUUUAGUAAAGCACCUCAUUUUAUGAUUGAUUUCUCAGAGACUGUGAUAAUUUUUUAUAAAUCCUACUCUUAGUAAGGCUUCAUUUGUUAGAGUGUUAAUAGACCAUUAGUUGAUAGAUACAUAGAUACAUAUUGUACUAGGAAAUAAUGUUUUCCCAUUAAAAUGGUCCAAACACAUCUCCAUUUUUGGAAAUGAGAUUAGAUUUUAUAAAGCUAUGUUAUACAUUAAAUAUAGAACUGAAUUGAGUUCAGAACAAUAAUUGUUUCUGAAAGUUAAAAGUUAGUGCAUGGAAAUGAAUAUCUUCAAGAAAAUGUCACACAAUUUCCCUAGAUUUUUAACUUUUGUUCAUCUGUGAAUACCAAAGUAUUUUGAUUCAUUUAUCAUGCCAUGUUACAGUGGUAAAUGUUAAUAUACCAAGUAUAUGUGAUAGAACCUUGAAUCAAGGCUCACGCUCCUGUUACCGUACUAACAUACUGCUGUCUUAUGACUAAAUAUGUGUUCUCCAAUUUCAUUGAAAUUAACUUGUUUGUUUGAGAAGUGUUUUGAUGUAUGUGAAAGCAGAAGGUUUUACUGUUUGUCUUGUUCUGCCAAAAUUAAGACUAUUGUUAGGGCAAGUAUGUUGUUCAGCAUGAAUUAGACAUGAACUAUUAGGAAAUUUGAUAUUUGUUCAAAGAUGAUAUUAUUUCUUGAAUACCCCUAUGGUAGUAAAGGAUAUUGAUAUAUUUUCCCUUUUUACAAUAUUUGUAGUUUUUGCAGUGGAUUUCAUACUUAGCUGGUAAAAAUCUUCAAAAAUGUUUUUAAAAUUUGAGAUACUGAUUUUGCUCUUUUCCGUCAUACAGUCGGACAAAUCUUGUGUCACAAAGCUUCAAAUGUAUAACACCACCACUCGUGCAACUCAUGGGAAUAUUUGUCAGCCUCUGGGAUUUUGUUUGACACGUCAUUUAGUCUAGUUAUGGCCCUUGAUAUGUGUAUGAAAAACAUUGUAUUGCAUGUAGCUUCAAAAGUAUUGCACAUACACUCAUGAAACUUCAUAGGAGUAUUGUUCAGCAUGGUGGAAUUAUGGUUCGACUUAGGCAUAUGAAACUUUAGUGGUGGGUUGCCCUUAGCAAGAACAUAACCCAAAUUGUUGUUGUUGUUUUUUGUCUGUAAAUCAAAGAAAACAGUUAACCGCUUUUAAGAAUGCUUUGAACUAGGACUAAGAAUUAGGCUUACCAGUACAUACAGUUUGUUUGGGGGUCAGUAGGUCAAAGGUUUAAAGUCACAGAUGUUAAAAGUUUGUCUGCCCAGCAACUGCAAAAUGCUAUGAUGUAUGGAAUAAUGUAAAUGAAUCCACUUCAUCAGUAGCCUGUUAAAUAUUUGAAAUCAUGUAAUUCAAAGGUCAAGGUCUUUUUUCAGUUUUCAAGCACUGUACAAGGAUAAAUAAGCAAGGCUUUGAACACAUUUAUUUUAUUUUAAAUAAAUCUUGCGCAUGUUUUCAACAAAACUGUGAUCAAUGUUUGACAAACAUCCCUCGUUUUAUUUUUGGUUACCAUGGUAUUUGUCAUAAACAAAAAUCAAGGACAUAGAUAACACUUAAAUGCAUUUUGAAGUUUUCUUAUAACCUCAAAACAGAAUAUUGUAAAUAAUUGAAACAACUUCUAAAGGCUUUCAUUGUAUCAACUCUGAAACAACUUCUAAAGGCUUUCAUUGUAUCAACUAUGCACUGAUUAUUUAAAAAAGGCCUAAUCAUCAAAUAUGCAACUUUUAACUGUUGAAGCUUAAAAUAAUACAUUCUAUUAAAAUUUGUUCUACAAUUUUUGUGAUGUAAGCUGUUACAAUGAAUGUUAACUGAAUAGAUGGAGACAUUGCAUUUUUUAACAAAAAUGAAUAAUAAUUAAUUAAGAAGCAAUUGUGUUUCUCUGCAUUUUAAUAUUAUAUUUUCUUCUUUCAUGAUUCAAAACUAAUUAUUUUUAAAAACGUAACAGUACAUGUUCCAUUUUGUAGAGCUUUUAUAUUUCACAUGUGUACUAACUUUAAAAUGUUCCUUCUUUGCUCUUUGAUAACAAUAACCAAACAGAUUUUGUAUGUUUGCUACACAGAUUUAGCAUUUGAUUCAUAUUCUAAGCAAUUGGAUGUUUAGAAUAUCUGUUCAAACAUAUAUAUAUAUAUAUUUGUGUAUGGUGAUAAUGAUGAAACAAUUUGAAUAAUUGGUUUAGUAUACACCAAAUGUUAUUUUAACAAAAAUGUAAGUGUCUUAUAGACUUUUUAUAAAAAUGUUUUACAUUGUUGAUAGAAAUGACUAUAUGUGUGUUCAAAUAUGAGAAAGAUAUAACACUAAUUUGUAUUGUUUGAUACUUUCUCAAUUUCUUGCUGGCAAAGAAUUUAGUCUGUGUUUUCUGUUGUAAUCCUCUCAUGUCUUUCGUUGCAUUUUAAAGCAUGCUCAUAUCUUUUUAUUUUACUAUUUUUAGAUAUUCCUGAUACGUAUGCCACACCAGUAGCAAACACACCAACCACAUGACCAAAUGCAGCCUUCUGAUUGGUUAAUGGAUCCCACACCAUUUCUUACCUCCAUAUGGAGAAUAUCAGAUCUCCUUUCAGAGAGCUCUCUGAUUGGCUUAUUAAUGGACACACCAUUUUCUGCCUCCAUAUGGAGAGGAACCUGUUUUUAUCUCCUAUUGGAGAGCUCAGCCUUGUGUUAAAAAUAUAUAUCUAUCAAAAGGAGGAUUUAAUCAAAAAAUAAAUGAAGACUUCCAGGCAGUAAUCAGUUUGGGUUUGAAAUGAUUUUCCUCUUUUUGCCUAGUCAGUAGUAUUUGUUGUUUCAACAUUUUAGAUUUUAUUGAUUGGGUUCCUUAAUGUUCUAAAGAUUAUUUAAAAAAAACUGGAAGCAUAUAAUCCCUUUUUAAAAAACUGAAAUUCUAAACGUACAUUAAUGGUUUUUUGACCAAAUGGUAAUAUGGCGGGAUUUUGAAGUUACAGUGUUGAUAUUAAUUGUGUAUGAUAAUGUAUUGCUUCAAAAGGGGAAAAUAAUGUCCGUCAAAAUAAAUUCUGCCUUAAAUGUUGAAAAUACAUAUGAACCAUACAAAAUACACCACAGCCUACUGUUAUCAAUUUAUUCACUAUUUCUGUUGUAUUCAUUGGCUUGCUUUCAUACAGAUAUUGUACAAGUCCUUAUUUUUCUGCUUCAUUUUUAUGAUAAACAUGUAUAGUAGAUCAUAUUUAAGAUUAUUGUUAAGAAUUUGUUUGUUCAAGAAAAAUGAACGAUCAGAUUGGCAGUAUAAUUGUUGAUUUUUUUUUCUUUUUACAAUGACUUUGAACAUCAUCCACCUGAUAUUUUUUGGACAAAAAAAAAUGUUUUAAUUUUUAUCUCGACUAUUCGAAGAAUGGGGAGGUUUUACUACUCACCCUGGCGUCAGGUUAAAGUCUUAGGCCAGGUUGGCAUUUUCACUUCUAACUCCAAUACCCUUCAUUGCUGUGUUGGGGAAGGCCAGAAUGAGGAUGGCAUCAAACUCACCUAUGGUAUAGAAUAAUUUUUGGUUAGGUUUGACAGAUGGUGACCCAACUUGGUAUACAGGAAGACUUUAUGGAGACCUUUCAUGGGAUUGUUUGGGGCACCUUUGGUCAAGAUCACUUUUAAUAAAAUAUUGAAAAGUGGUUGAUACUGAAUAACUUAAGUUAGGGUUGACAUAUUGCAAUCAAACUUGGUAAUCAAACUUGGUAUAUAGAGACCUUUCAUGGGAUUGUAAUUGGGGCCCCUAGGGUCAAGGUCACUGUUACUAAAAGUAGAAAGUAAAAACUCGCAACGAAGGCUGAAGUUCUUCUGUCAAUUAUUGAAAACCUGGUUUUGUCGCAUCGGGGCGUUUCUUGUUUACAUUUUAUGCCCCCGAAGGUGGGCAUAUUAAAAUCGCACCGUCCGUCCGUCCGUCCGUGUGUCCGGCUCAAUAACUUGUGUCCGGGCAGGUUGUCGUGUCCAGGCUGUAACUUUCCCUUGUAUGGACAGAUUUUAAAAUAACUUGCCACAUGUGUUCGACAAACCAAGACGACGUGUCGCGUGCAAGAACUGUGUCCCUACCUCUAAGGUCAAGGUCACACUUAGGUGUUUAUUCACAAUGGAGUGCUACAUAUAAGGACAUAGAGUAUAGGUUGUCGUGUCCGGGCUGUAACUUUCCCUUGUAUGGACAGAUUUUAAAAUAACUUGCCACAUGUGUUCGACAUACCAAGAUGACGUGUCGCGUGCAAGAACCGUGUCCCUACCUCUAAGGUCAAGGUCACACUUAGGUGUUUAUUCCCAAUUGAGUGCUGCAUAUAAGGACAUAGAGUAUAGGUUGUCGUGUCCAGGCUGUAACUUUCCCUUGUAUGGACAGAUUUUAAAAUAACUUGCCACAUGUGUUCGACAUACCAAGAUGACGUGUCACGUGCAAGACCCAUGUCCCUACCUCUAAGGUGAAAGAUGCACUUAGUGUUUAUUCACAAUGGAAUGGUGAAUAUAAGGACAUAAGAAUGUAGGUUGUCAAGUAUGGGUGGUAUUUUUUUAUGUUCAGAGGCAAUUUAAAAUAACUUGCCAUAUGUAUUUGACACAUAAAGGCAAGAUCAACUUUUCAUGUACUGACCUUGUUCAUAGGUCAAUGUCACAUUCGGGGGCAUUGUCACAUACUGUGACAGCUUUUGUUCUUUUUAAGAUUGCUUUUGAAAGGCACAUAUUAAUUGUUAUUGUAAUUAUUUUUAAGACAAAGCUGCAUAUAGUUGAGCACGCUGUCCUACGAUGGCUCUUGUUUUUAAAGAGUUUUUCCUAGUAUAAAUGAGUAAAUUUAAAUGAUGGUAUUGUUAUUUGUUUAUUUUAAUCUUUAUAGCUGACUUUUUAUUUCAACUAUAUUUCAAGUCAAGCUAUUGUCAUGGUCUUUUUGUCGUCAUUGUUGUUGUUAUGAUUGAAAACCGAUAAAGAUACAAACAAGAAAAUUUGUACACACUGUCACUGUGGUGAUCCAUGUAGGUAGUCCCAUAACACUGUCUGACAUAGUGAUGUCCCUUAUUGGAAUGAAAAAAACAAGCCAGCAAAGUUGUCCACUUGCGUUGCUGAUUUCCUUUUUAUGCACCCUCACUUGUCUUACUAACUUUGCCAAAAAAAUAAGUACUUUGGCCCUGGCCGCACUUUUCAAGGUCAAACCUAUUGAUAUUGCUGGUAUGCUUCAAGUACCUUCAGAUUGGAGUACUCGUCUUAUAGAAAUGGUGUUAAAAUAUGGUUUUAUUUAUUCAGUGAAUCGUUAUGUAAUGUUUGCUUGUUAAUGCUAUCUAAUAUUUAUAAAGUAUCCCGUUAUAUUCCUUUCUCUUCAUUUUAUAAAUGAAGUUCUUUUAGCACAAUAUGAUGCUUUUGCAUUUUUGUAAAUCUUCAUGAAUUGCCUGAUCAGAUUAAGCAUGUGCAAUGUUACCGAGCUGUUAACUGCUUCUGCUUGAAUAUUUCUGAAUAUAAAACUUAAUGUAUUUUUAUUGUUUCAUAUAUUUAAUUCAGAAUCCAGACUAUGACUCCACCAUUCAUUGACAACGAGCAGUACCAUAUAUCCUAUAAUUGGUUUGCAAACUGAUCUGUUAUUUUACGCCCAAAGUAAAUACUUCUUGCACUCCGUAUCUGUAUUGACAAUUAAUUUUUGGAAAAAAGUGGAAUUAUUUACUGUAGCUUCAUCUUUGUAUGUUUAUGCAACAAAAAAACUGCAGGGGAUGAAGAGAGGUCAAGUGGUAUCUAUAGAGGUCCGCCUCUCACCAAGAGGUUUUAGGAUCAAUUUUCACCAGUGGAACUCUCUCGGGCUCUUGCAAGUAAAAAAGGACAUCGGUAGUGGUUUCUACUCGGGAAAGAGACUCGACGCUAUCACGAAUCAGUAUAAACUAAGACAGGAUUAUUGUGCCUUGGUAAACCUUAUGCUUUUGAAAUCAUGUUGAGUAAAGUAUAAGUACAUGUGUGUGAUAGAUGGGCAUAUUUCAGUGCAUUUUGAUCUUAAAGCAUUUUAUUGUUGGUAUUGUAAAACAGUAAUAAUUAUCCAUGCCAAGUUUGUUAUGUAAGGAUUUUACACAAUAUGCUAGUAAUAAGCGUAUUGAACAGUAUUUUCAAGCUAUGUUUUAGACGAAUAUUUGCAAGUUUUUGGACUAUUAAUUUGUUUGUUAGCUAUAUAUUAUAAAUCUGUGUGUUUUACUUUGUUUGGUCUGACUGAUCUGUGUUUGUAUAUGCAGAAUGAAUGCCAUAUUGUAUAUAUUGUUUAUCCUGAUUGUGUACAGUGUUAUUAACAAUAAAACACAAAAAUCAGAGAAUAAAAUUCUAUUAU